Messenger RNA from Lachancea lanzarotensis, 2226 nucleotides. It is a transcript of the gene BUD27, whose product is annotated as LALA0S08e03862g1_1. Gene Ontology annotation, biological process: protein folding; regulation of DNA-templated transcription. NCBI's taxonomy places the organism in Eukaryota, Fungi, Ascomycota, Saccharomycetes, Saccharomycetales, Saccharomycetaceae. The transcript has a single exon. Bases 1 to 2226 code for a protein of 741 amino acids. The record is from RefSeq and is a predicted model, not a curated record. Gene Ontology annotation, cellular component: prefoldin complex; cytoplasm.
AUGGAUUCGCUUAUAGAGAUUGUCACAAAGACAAUUGGUAACUUGCAGGCCAAAGUUUCUUUCUUAGAUACUCAAAAACAACAAUACAGCGACAUAAGAAAACAUUUGACAGAACGUCAAUCUGGAAGUCCUGGGGCAAAUGAAACCCAGAAGGGACUGAUUCUGGGAGAGUUCAUCAUAUCUUCUCAAAUUUACCAGAAUAUAGGAUACGAAUACUACGUGGAAAGAAGUUUGCAAGAAGCGUUAACUCAUGCUACGGAUAAAUUACGGCUCAUCGAUGAUGCCAUCGAGCAGUUCAAACGUAAAAACAAAGAGGCUGACGAGACGUUGAAGAACUUGAAACAGGCGCAAGCGUUAGAAGAGAGUGCCGCAGAGUUUCAGGAGAAAGCUGAUCCAUCCAUAGACCCUGCGGAAAAUGAUGAGGGAUUGCCAUUCAUGGAAAUCAGAGAAGAACUGGACGAGGACGGUAAUGUCGUCUCUGGGUCUGUAAAUCCCACAACAGGUAAGCACAAAGGUGUGGAGAAUCCGGCCAAGAUCGAGGAGAUUAAAGAAGACGAUAAGGUUCAGAGCUCAGAGGAUGAACUGCUAGAAUCUAAUAAAGCGUGUGAUCCUACUUCUGAACAGAACAUACGGGAACCUACCAGUGAGGAGACCGGUAGAAAACAUAUAGACUCGUCAAAACUUUCAGAAGGGGUGGCUACUACUCCGCAACAACCCUUCCCAGACCGGGGCAACAACAAGGGCUACGCCAUUGAUCCCAAUGACAUUUACACAUUCGAUGAGAUUGUAGGUCAAUUGGAACACCAAGACUUGCUAGAGGAUGGUGAUAUAGAUGAAGAGGAUGUUCAUUACGAUUUUGACUCGUACAAUUCGCAUUAUAACGAUGAUGAGGAUCACGAAUCUGAUGAAAGUGACGAUUUCGACGAUAGUCCCGAAUCUUCGCUACCUUCAAUUAUACCGGAAGCGGCCAGAAGUCGGUUUUUGGAAGAAUUGAACGCUUUGCGGUCUUCUAAAAUGAAUACCAGCGCCGUUGAACCCGUAACCAAACCAAUCUUACCAAAAGACAAAAAAUCCGGCGCACAAAAGAAAAAGAGUGUUGGAUUCGCACCUGAGCUUGAAGUUUUCGAAAUAGACAACUUGAAGCAUGAGACAAAAGCCAACACUUUCACUGGCACGAAUGUAGUCGACACUCAAUCGAUUGCUACAGGUGUCGACCAGGAAGGUUUUGAUGCCGAUCUAUUCGCCCAACUCAUCGGUGCGAAAGGGUCGGAAGAAAUACAUGAAAAGUACGAAAAUAAGACAACCCCAGAGGAGCCUCAAAAAUGGAAACCUCGAGUGUCUAGAUUCAAGAAAGACAGAUCUUCGUCGCGGGAGGCAUCGGCCGAUAUAAAAUCAACACCCACUGGUGUUACAGAGAAAACCUCGAAUGUAAUGAACGACGUUUUGGAGAGAAACCCUGGAGUACAGGUGGUGAAUGACUUUCCCCCGACGCCAACUCAAAAGAGCAAAUUGCUCAAUAAAAAUAUGCGCUCACUCAGUAAGCCUUCAUCGAAAUCGAUAGCCAAGAACAAGACGGUGCUACCUCAAGUUACGGAAACGGAAGAUCCUAUUGAGCCUCCUAAAUCUCAUGAAACGAAAACUUUCAGUAACGCAGAUGCCAAACCUUUUCCCGAACAAAUCACAGAAGUCAUUAACAAAGACUCUCAACCGGUGGUUCAAAACCCGCGUGUCGAUUUUCAAGGUCUUGGCGAAAAUCUCGACGAUAUGGCUCGCGCAUACCUCUUGGGUCUUUACAACGACGAUGUGGACGAUGCAGGCACGGUGGUUGAACAUUUGGACGAUUUUAAAAAAUACAACAAAGAGGCUGAAUAUCUGCAGGAUGAGAUCGCUACUUUUCUGUCAGAAAACCCGGCCAGAGAGGAGGCAGAAAUCGAGAGCAACAGCGGCGAUAUAAGGAACAAUAGCUCAGCGAUUACCACGGAUGUGGUAGAGAGACCAACUUCCAUGCCGAGUGAUUACAACGAAGAAGACCUUGCACUAAAUGGUGACAAUUUGCAUUACGAUAUUGCUGUCGACUACCAACGACUAAGACAGAAAAUGAUAGCUUCUCAGGGCAACGUAGAACUAUCGCAGGAAGAAUUGCAACUGGAGCCCAUUGACGAGUAUGGGAAUCCCGUUAGAACCAGUAAAUUCAAAGCUGCCAAGUUAAGAUUUCGAGACGUUUAG